Molecule: messenger RNA, 1416 nt
Organism: Lachancea sp. 'fantastica'
Lineage: Eukaryota; Fungi; Ascomycota; Saccharomycetes; Saccharomycetales; Saccharomycetaceae
Source: the annotation of a GenBank genome assembly
AUGGCAAGCAUCGACACCGUUCCAGAGAUCGGAUAUGCAUUUCUCAAGACCUACUAUCAACGCAUGUAUCAAGACCCAACCAAACUGCAUCACUUGUACUCUACGACUGCAGAAUGCACACAUGUGAAUUAUCAAAACGAAUGGGACAUGAACGAAGAGCAAUUGCCCACGAUCAAGCUCAUCGGUAAGGAAAAUAUCAGUAAAUUCUACACCAGACACACCAAAAAGGUACGUUCGAUUCAAGUAAAGGUGGACGGCUGCGAUUUCCAGUCCGCAGGUGCUAAUAGUUCGAGCAUUUUAAUUCUAGCGGUGGGCGAAAUGUGCUGGUCUGAGACGCCAGCGUUCCGAUUCUGUCAAACAUUUUUGUUGACGCCGGUGCCUAGCAACCCCAAAAUUUACGAUCUCACUAACGAUAUACUACGCUUCAUACCACAGCCGUUGCUUCAGAUAGAAAGCUCAUUUUCGGAAGAAUUGAAGGAGCAUAACUCAGAGUAUGCUGCUGAAAGCACACCGGCUCCGCAAGAGCCAAAGAAAGAAGAACUAAACGCUCCGCCCGUGGAAAACGGGAGCAAAGUUCAAGCAGCAGAAAAGAGCGUACAACGAGUAUCUGAGAAACCUCUCAAGAGCUCAAAAAGAGAGGAGAAUACUGCGAAACCAGAGCUGGUGAGUGACGAACCAGUGGCAGCCAAGAGCUCAAGCAAGGGAGUAAGAGAAGGUGAAACUGCCGGCGAGCCAGACGCCACACAUUCAGCAAACGGAAAGUCGAAAUCGUCCUCACAACCGGGAACGGAAAAGUCCGAGAUCGAUUUGAAAGAAGCAGAAGCUUCCACAAGUAACGAGACCACGAAUGAUGAAGGCGUUGAGCCCGAGAAACCUAUCACUCCGGAGCCUGCCAAAAAGAUGAACUGGGCUUCAAAAUUGGCCGCAUCUGAAUCCAAGGACGUUCCCAACAUCACGACAAAAUACAUACGUGCGGAACCAGAGACCGCGCAACCCAUAAAGAAAGCAUCAGAAAGAAAGUCAGUGUCACCAGGCGGUGCGCCACGGGACGGAAAAGAUGGGAAAAACCUGAAAAAGAAGCAGUUCUACUUCGUGAACAAGGAUGGCUACUACCCGGUAUAUGUAAAGGGAACCGGUGGUGUCACGGACGAUCAGCUAGUCAGAGCUCUCGAAAGCGAAUUUGGCGUUGUGAAGAAGAUCUCAUCCCAAGAAACGUUUGCCGUGGUAGACUUUGAGGACCAACGCUGUCAAACUGACGCUAUUGAAAAGGGUACGCUCGAGGUUAAUAACGUCGAAGUUCACAUGGAGCCUAAAACGGUACGCAAGCUCAAUAGUCCGUCCUCGGCUGCCUCCUCUUCCACACCAUCCGUAGGCCAGCGCUAUAGCAAGAAACACACCAAUAAGAGAAAGGUGUGA